AUUUUUUCAAUUACCUCUACAAAAAUCAUUUGUCCAGCUUUUUGGUCUUCAGUCUCAUUCCUUGCUCUUCCGCAUCCUAUCUUCUAAAAGCUAAGCUGUGAAACCACCAUCAGCGAUGGAUACCAGCCGCAGCGUCGUCCUGAAAAGCAAGGAUUUUGAGUUGAUACUAGGUUCAUCUUCCAUGGCUCGUCAGAAGAUCCUAGCUGAAAUGGGCUACGAUUUCACCAUCAUGACUGCAGAUAUAGAUGAGAAACGUAUUAGGAAGGAAAAACCAGAAGACCUUGUGAUGGCCCUAGCGGAGGCCAAGGCUGAUGCUAUUAUAACAAGGCUUGAGGCUACUGACGAAUUGGAAAAACAGCCCCCUACACUGCUAAUUACGGCAGAUACAGUGGUGGUUUAUCAAGGGACUAUACGAGAAAAGCCAUCUACCAAGGCUGAAGCACAACAGUUUAUAAGAGAUUAUUCUGGUGGUUCGGCACAAGUUGUGGGAUCGGUACUUGUAACUAAUUUGGUGACAGGCUGUAGAAAAGGGGGAUGGGAGAGUGCUGAGGUAUAUUUCCUAGACAUACCAGAUGAAGUCAUCAACAACCUGAUUGAGGAAGGAAUAAUCUUGAAUGUUGCUGGGGGAUUGAUGCUUGAACAUCCAUUGACUCUGCCUUUGGUAGACACCGUGGUAGGAACUGCUGACUGUGUAAUGGGACUUUCCAAAACUCUCACUGAAAAGCUCAUUCAGGAAGCUCUGUAGAUUGCAGAAGCUAUGAUUUCACAGGUACAAUGGUAAUAAUAUCUUUUUGCAUUUAACUUCUUGUCAUGUAAUGGAAUGAUCUUAUGAGUAUUCUGUAGUAUUCAUUUAUUACUUGUAGUGUGAGAUGUAUCGUUAGAUUGUUAGACAUAAAAGCUUCCAUGUUGGUAUCUAGAAACCCAUCUUUUAAGCAUAAUGCAUUAUUAAGUAUUCUGGUUUGUGGUUUCAUUUGGUAUGACAGUAUAUUGGAUCAAAUACCACACAGGAUGUCAUGCACUACUCAUAAGGCAAUAGUUUGAGACGAUAGCGAAUUUGAGAAUCCAAAACAAUUCACGCGUGUUUAUGAAUAAAGUUGAGUCUUU
Molecule: messenger RNA, 1104 nt
Organism: Striga asiatica
Lineage: Eukaryota; Viridiplantae; Streptophyta; Magnoliopsida; Lamiales; Orobanchaceae
Source: the annotation of a GenBank genome assembly